Ostrinia nubilalis (European corn borer) is the source of this 2439-nucleotide messenger RNA. RefSeq lists its product as uncharacterized. The coding region runs from base 1 to 2439 and encodes 812 amino acids. NCBI's taxonomy places the organism in Eukaryota, Metazoa, Arthropoda, Insecta, Lepidoptera, Crambidae. The record is from RefSeq and is a predicted model, not a curated record. The transcript has 3 exons.
AUGAAGUUGGACGCCGAGUCGCGCAAGCAAUGGGAGUUGCAGGUCAGAGCCCAUGUACUCGGAACUCUUACGUCAGUUUUACCUGAAAGGAAAUUUGCUUUAGUAGAUUGGCCUGAGAUCGCUAAUAUUGAAUUAGCUGACCCGAACUUUAAUUCCCCAAACAAAAUUGACGUUUUGUUAGGAGCCGAGACUUAUUGCCAUAUUUUAAAGGAGGGACUAAUUAAAGCCCCGCAAGGCACGCCUAUUGCCCAGGACACUUACCUCGGAUGGAUCCUCUCCGGAACAAUUGAAGAUUUGCGUAAGGAGUGUCAUCACAAUGUUAUUGUCAGCAUGCACGCACAAGUUGAAGAAAAUGACUUGCUGAAACGAAUAUGGGAGCUAGAACCAGAACCAGUUUCCCUCAAGAAGCGUCUAACGCAAGAAGAGCAGGCUUGUGAAGACUACUACGAUGCUACCACUCGAAGAGAUGAGUCUGGCCGAUACGUUGUGAAUCUUCCUUUCCGAUGCGCGGAUCCUCCAUGUAAGUAUGGAAACUCGAAGAACAUUGCCAUGAAGAGACUUCAAGGUCUUGAACGGAAGUUCUCGAAACACCCUGAAAUUAAAAAACAAUACACAGAGGUGAUUAAUGAGUACUUGACACUUGGGCACAUGGAAAAGAUCACAGAUGAAACUCAAAAAAACAAACCUGAUGCGGUAUAUCUGCCACAUCAUGCGGUGAUUAGGGAGGAUAAGAGCACUACCAAGUUGAGGGUGGUUUUUGAUGCAUCGUGCAAGGGAACGAACGGCUUUUCCUUGAACGAUACCUUAAUGGUAGGACCCACACUGCAAGCAGAUUUACGACACAUUAUCAUGAAGUGGCGCGUUCAUCCUAUAUGCCUGUCUGCUGAUGUUAUUAAAAUGUUCAGACAGGUAAGAGUUUCUGAAGAACACGCCGAUUUUCAACGAAUUGUGUGGAGAGAAAGACCGGAAGAGGAGAUUGAAGAUUAUCGCAUUUUGGUUGUGUCGUUUGGUACCGGUUGUGCACCUUACUUAGCGGUCAAAACAAUGCAAAGAAUUGCUUGUGAUGAAGGUCAUAAAUAUCCAUUGGCCGCUGAGAGGAUAAAAUCAGAUGUGUACAUCGAUGAUGUCAUGACAGGGUGUCAAUCGGAAGCCGAAGCAAUCGAAGUCUACAAGCAGUUAAACCAACUCCUAGCAAAGGGUGGUUUCAAAUUGCAGAAAUGGACAAGCAAUUCUAACAAACUCUUAGAAGUUUUUAAAGAAGAUACAGGAAGAGAUGUAGAGAUAAAGCAAGAUCAAGUAACGAAAGUUUUAGGACUUACCUGGAACAGAACUACUGAUGAAUUUGAUUACUCGGUGAAGCUGCCUCCGCGCGCCGCCAUGUCCGCACCUGAAACAAAAAGAAAAAUUAUUUCCGAGAUUUCACGUCUGUUUGACCCACUAGGUUGGAUUGCACCAUGCAUAAUUACCUCAAAGGUUUUCAUUCAACGACUGUGGAUCGCUGGAAUGGGUUGGGAUGAUGAGCUGCCGCCGGAGCUUCUGAAACAGUGGGAAUCAUAUCGCAGUGAAUUAAACAAAUUGAUAAAUUUUCACAUACCGAGAUGGGUUGACACCACGAAUGACGCCAAGGUUGAACUACAUGGAUUCAGCGAUGCUUCCAAUAUUGCUUACGCGGCCGUCAUCUACAUCCGUGUGAUUGAUCCAAUCGGUAAUGUUCAAACCCACUUAAUUACUGCCAAGUCCAAAGUAGCACCGAUAAAACAAGUAUCCAUUCCGCGACUCGAGUUGUGUGGUGCUGUCCUUGUGAGUAACUUGCUGGUUGAGGUAGCCGAAGUGCUGGGAGUACCGAAGUCUCGCCUACAUGCGUGGACUGACUCUACAGUGGUGUUGGCAUGGCUAAACGAUCACCCAAGUCGAUGGAAGACGUUUGUAGCCAACCGCACGUCGGAAAUCCUCGGUCUUCUGGACAAUUCACAGUGGUCUCAUGUACAAUCAAAGGACAACCCCGCCGAUAUUGCGUCGCGAGGCACUACUCCAACUGAGCUUUUACAUAAUCCUCUUUGGCUACAAGGACCAAGUUGGUUACGCGGCGAAUCUUUGAAUUACGGCAGACCUAGCUCUAUAAACCACAACGACGAAGAAAAAGUAGUCCGCGUUCAUGCGACGGCGAUAACUCCCGAAGAUGAAGAUAAUUGGUUGUGGGACAGAUUUUCUUCGUUACGAAAGCUGGUCAGAGUAGUCGCUCUUUGCAAAAGGUUCAUAAAAAGAUGUCGCGAGCCCAAACUCAAGUUGUUACCUUACAUUUCUGUGUCCGAAAUAAAGGAGUCUCUACAGCUAUGCAUUCUGAAAUGUCAAAAAACCUGGUUCCAAGAUGACCUUCGAACUCUCCAUUCAAAGGAAGAGAUUACAACUUUGAACAACAUGUUCAUCUCAGCACUUUAA